AUGGCCCCGUCCGUGACAAACGGAUCAGUUGCGACACCGCCAGGCUUACCCGAAGAAGUCAGCAAGCCUCCCGAGGACAUUGUUCUGCCUCCGAAAGAUAUUAGAAAUCGAGUCCGCGACAAAGAAAGAUCUAAUCCGAAAUUCUCAUUUUUGAAUCCGAGUGAUGCCUAUGCUGCAUUUUACUCAUGGCGACUUAGCGAAAUCAAGGCGGGUAGGGGGACUGCAAUUUCUGCUGGCCGGGCUGGGGAACCAGUGGCUGCACCAGAACCCGAAAAGCCGAAGGGCCCGGCUCAGCCCCCAGAAUUUCAUUACUCUGCGCGUAUGCCGAAUAUCAAUGCUCUGGAUCUUGAAGUAGUCAAACUGACUGCCCUAUUCGUCGCCAAGCGAGGGAAAUCGUUUAUGACCGCCUUGUCCCAGCGCGAAACGAGAAACUUCCAGUUUGACUUUCUUCGGCCACAGCAUAGCCUCUACCAGUUCUUCACCCGGCUUGUUGACCAAUACACAUCCCUUCUUCAAGUCGAUGAGUCGGAUGGUUCUAAUUCAAUGUCGAGCCGAAUAGCGGAACUAGAAAGGAAUGUGAAAGACAAGUAUCAUAUCCUCGAUCGGGCAAAACAACGCGCCGAGUGGGUUAAAUUCCAGCAGCAACAGAAGCAAAAGAAGGAGGAGCAGGAGGAGCAAGAACGGAUUGCAUAUGCCCAAAUCGACUGGCAUGAUUUUGUAGUGGUGGAAACGGUUCUUUUCACAGAGGCGGACGACCAGGCUGAACUCCCACUCCCAACAACGUUGAACGAUCUACAGACUGCCUCCCUAGAACAAAAGGCAAUGAUGUCUCUACAACCGCACGACAGACGAAUCGAGGAAGCAAUGCCCACAGAUGAAGAGACAACAUACUACGACGCCUAUCCACGUUCGCAAGACGUCUCAUCCCCAGCCCCACAGCACACUAUCCCAGUUCCUGUCACAACAGAGCACCAACAGCCGUCCCCCUUCGCCCCCAAAUCCCCUACGCCUAUCUCAACCCCUACAACCCCGAUGACCGCCCCCUAUGUCUCUGAAGAAGAAGAUCGCAUCCGCGAACGCCAGCAAGAACGCGAACAGGCACAAUCAGCGCAGGCUGCUGCGCGCGCCAUACCCACGCCGCCUCCAGGCUCCACCCAACAACCCAUGCGCAUCCGCGCCGACUACGUGCCCCGCGCCCAAGCCAAACGCCUAAACACUACCGCCGCCCCAACAACCCUCUGUCCCAACUGCCGCCAGCAAAUCCCCAUCAACGAAAUCGACCAUCACAUGCGUAUCGAGCUGCAGGAUCCGCGUUGGAAGGAGCAACGCGCAAAGGCCGAAGCCCGCUACGCAACUACAAACCUCUCCACCGCAGAUGUUUUCAAUAACCUCAAGCGUCUGGCUAGUCAACGGACGGACGUGUUCGACCCAUCUCUCAGCGCGGUGGACAGCCCGGGAGCCACCGCUGGCAGUGGUGGCCAGGAGGAUAAUGGCAGCGGCUCACUGGAUCCAGACGAGGAAGCGAGACGCAAGCGCGCCGCGACAGGUAUGGGGAUUGGUGGAAUGCCACCCGGUGUGCCUGGUUAUGAGCUGGCGCCGGGCCAGAGUCAAGCGCCUGAUGGGAAAGCCCAAACCCAAGGCCCACAUAUCCCCGGGCAUCCACCACCUGGCGGUCCGCCGCCUCCAGGACAGACUGUUAAUAUUGAAGAGCAGAUUAGACAUAUUCAUCAGAAAUUUAAGCAGUGA
Histoplasma capsulatum G186AR is the source of this 1746-nucleotide messenger RNA. RefSeq names its product splicing factor 3 subunit 1. Bases 1 to 1746 code for a protein of 581 amino acids. NCBI's taxonomy places the organism in Eukaryota, Fungi, Ascomycota, Eurotiomycetes, Onygenales, Ajellomycetaceae. Gene Ontology annotation, molecular function: RNA binding. The transcript is spliced from 2 exons. Gene Ontology annotation, biological process: regulation of alternative mRNA splicing, via spliceosome; mRNA cis splicing, via spliceosome. The record is from RefSeq and is a predicted model, not a curated record. Gene Ontology annotation, cellular component: catalytic step 2 spliceosome; U2-type prespliceosome; U2 snRNP.